Molecule: messenger RNA, 5825 nt
Organism: Fundulus heteroclitus (mummichog)
Lineage: Eukaryota; Metazoa; Chordata; Actinopteri; Cyprinodontiformes; Fundulidae
Product: epidermal growth factor receptor substrate 15-like 1
Exons: 24
Coding region: 72-2732 (886 amino acids)
Biological process (GO): endosomal transport; endocytosis
Cellular component (GO): cytoplasm; plasma membrane; clathrin coat of coated pit
Molecular function (GO): calcium ion binding; cadherin binding
Source: RefSeq, a predicted model, not a curated record
GGUGUCCUGAAGCAGCUCGUGCCCCUCAUGGGCGUGUGCGCGGUGCGCGUUCACUGAACACACCAGGAAAUAUGGCGGCGCUCAUGACUCUCAGUCAGUUGUCAAAUGGAAAUGCAGCCUAUGAACAUUAUUACAGACAGCUUGAUCCAGCAAACACAGGCAAAAUAUCUGCAGGCGAUGCUGCUCAGUUUCUUAAAAAGUCUGGAUUAUCAGACAGCACGCUUGGAAAAAUAUGGGAUUUGGCAGAUUCUGAUAGAAAAGGCUAUUUGGAUAAGAGGGGUUUCUUCAUCGCCCUGAGACUGGUGGCGUCAGCGCAGGGUGGAAAUGAUAUCAGCCUUAACAGCCUCAACAAGAAUGUACCUGCACCAAAAUUUAGAGACACUGCCAGCCCGUUAUUAACUGCAUCAUCAACAGCAUCUGACUGGGCAAUUAGGCCUGAUGAAAAAGGGAAAUUCGAGGCAAUUUUUGAAAGUCUGUCCCCUGUGAAUGGUCUCCUCUCCGGUGACAAGGUCCGACCUGUUUUGAUAAACUCCAAGCUACCUCUGGAUGUGUUGGGAAAGAUUUGGGACCUUAGUGAUGUGGACAAAGAUGGACAUUUGGACAAAGAAGAAUUCAUAGUGGCUAUGCAUCUGGUAUACCGUACCAUGGAGAAGGAGCCUGUCCCAAGCAGCCUACCUUCUUCUCUUAUCCCACCUUCCAAAAGAAAGAAAUCUGCGCCUGCGCUUCCAGGCGCCGUGGCCGUGCUGCCCGCCUUGUCCGGCCUCGGAUCCGGUCCGGCUGCUCUCAAAGAGACUCUGCGGAGCUCUCCUUCGUUGAGAAGCGCCACUCCUCCUGUGGCGAGCGCUGCUUCUGCCAUGGGUGGCAUUACUCCCCUCAACCCCAGUGCUGUCAACCUGUCUCCAAAACACUCCUUUAAAUCCAGCCCAGCAUCCGCUCCAGCGGCUGCGGUGAAUUGGGUGGUACCGGUGGCCGACAGAGAGAAAUACAAGGAGCUUUUCAAGACAACAGACACUGAUGGCGACGGCUUCAUCUCAGGCACAGAGAUCAUCGAGAUCUUCAUGCAGUCCAACCUCUCCCAGACAAUGCUGGCGCAGAUAUGGGGACUCGCUGACACAAAACAGACAGGCAAGCUGACCCCAGAGCAGUUUGCACUGGCCAUGCAUUUCAUCCAACAGAAGGUGACUAAAGGCGUCGACCCUCCCUCUAAUCUCACGUCAGACAUGAUCCCCCCGUCAGAGAGGACUGCAGCAUCAGCAAUGGGCCUGAGCUAUAUGGGGAUUCUUCCUUCUGGGAGACCAGACCUGGUUUCCACAGCUAGUAUGCGCAGAGACAGCGGCAGCUCCGUUGGGUCAGUGGAGCUCACAGGCAACAAAGAGCUGGAUGACCUCAGCCAGGAAAUAGCGCAGCUGCAGAGAGAGAAGUUUUUCCUGGAGCAAGAGAUUAGGGAAAAGGAGGAAACCAUUAGACAAAAAAACAGCGAUGUUCAGAACAUGCAGUUGGACCUGGACAGGGAGAGCAGCAGCCUGCACAGCCUGGAGUCCCAGAAGCAGGACGCUCAGGGACGUCUGGAGGAGAUGGACCAGCAGCGCUCCAAGCUGGAGGCAAUACUCAAUGACCUGAAGCAGAAGUGUCAGGAGGAGACGCAACAGAUUUCUUCUUUGCAAAGCCAGGUCCGCUCUCAGGAGACCAACGUCCGCAGCCAGGAAGAUGAACUGAGUCGCACCAGGGCGGACUUGAGUCGGCUGCAGGAGGAAGAGGCCCAGCUGGAGCAGAGGCUGGUCUCCGGUCGCGUUCAGCUGGACGGCAUCGUCAAUUCGCUGAAAACCACGCAGGACGAGAUCAACCAGGCUCGCAUUAAGCUGUCGCUGAUCCAGGACACCCAAAAGGAGCUGACCCAAACCAUUGAGCAGUACAACAGCGCUUUGAGAGAGAUCAACGGGGGAAACUUCAGCAACCUGCCGGAUCUGAGCGAGGGUGUCGCCGAAAGGGAGAACGGAGGUUUCAGAAGUGCGGAUGACUCUUUUAAGUCGAGGAUAGCCAUGUUCAAUAGCAGCAGUAAAAAGGAGCUCCCAGCAGACCCCUUCCAAGUAGAAGACCCGUUCAAGUCGGACCUUUUGAAAGAUCCAUUUGGAGAAGAUCCUUUCAAAGAAAACGAUCCCUUCAAGGGGACCUCAUCUGAGGACUUUUUUAAGAGAACCAACAAGACAGACCUGUUUGGCUCUGCAGAGCCUUUCAGUAGAAAACCCACACCACCAGCCAAGCCAAGCGCCUUUGGGAAUUCUGACCCGUUCAAAUCAAACAACCUUAAAACAAAGGAUUCAGAUCUGUUUGGAAAAGGCGACCCCUUUGGAAGCAGUUCCUUCGGAGGCAAGGCCGGAGGAUUUGCUGACUUCAGUCACAUGCCAAAGAAGCCUGACCCUCCAUCAAAGAAAAAUGUGCCUAACCGUCCUGCCCCUCCCUAUGUAGAUCUGCUCGGCCCGAGUGCGUCAGAGCUGCUGCAGAGUGUCGGUAGAGACUCUUUUAUUGCAACACAGUCGAGAAAAGAAUCCAAAGACUGUCCUGUGGGUUUUGCAGAUUUUGGUUCUUUUGGAAGUGAGAACCAGCAGCUGGAGUGGGCCAAGAGGGAGAGCGAGCGCGAGGAGCAGGAGAGGCUGAGGAGGCUGCGGUUGCAGGAGCAGCAGGAUCUGGAGCUGGCCAUCGCUCUCAGCAAGGCUGACAUUUCCAACGCCUGACUGCAGCUUUCUGUCCACUUUCUGUCCACCCGAACUCUUCCGUUUACAGGCUCAUGCCCUCUGUUACCAAGUUGUGUAAGAGACCAGUGUUUCUUUCUGUUAUGACUGGACUCGCAUGAAAUGACUCUAAAUUUAAAAAACCCCUUUAAGGUACAGCUUCCAAACGCCGGCUGUGAGCAGCAGGAAUUCAGACUUCAUUUAAGCUCCACACCAGAAAUAUAUGGCAGACCGCUGAACUGCACCUCUUUCUGCUGACCUUUCAAACCUGAUGGUUUUGUAAACUUUAAGGGAGUCGUAAUUACAUUCAACAUGUUACCUAUAAUCAUGAGCUACAAUACCCACGGUCUCUUUAUGUACAUUAAGCAUUCUGGGUCAACGAUGACAUAAAAUUUGCCGCUCGAGUUAAAACAAGACUACAACUUUGACCAGACAGUUACACAAAUAUCCUUCUCUUGCAAGAUGCAGCCCUCACUAUGUCUCUGUUUUUGUGAAUAUCAAGUAACUAUGGGAGCUUCCCAAUCGCUCCGCAGUCCCGUUGAAGACACCCCCCGACCACGGGCACAAAGUGUCAUUAACUUUAGACCUGCACCAAUCAGAAUAUUGUGGCAGAUUUCCAGUUUUUGUAAACCUUUGACCUACCAAUACUGAUUAAGAAGUAUGAAUGCUCUUCCUUACGUCCUUAUGCACUAAAGUUAUAUUUUUCUACCCUUCGUCCCCUAAGCAGCUAUCGAGUAACGCGUACAGGGAGUAGAGCCGGCGUGAUGAUGUAUGUUUGAGAGAGCUAAACAUGGUUUUAUAUUUAAUUUAAGAUAAAAACUAAAUGAUUGCAGCGCUGCCAUUUAAAACGGUCUUAACAACUAAAACAACAGUCUCAGCGUGUAAUGCCCAGAGAUUGGAGAUCCCUUACCGUAACUGAAACAGGUCUUAAAUGUUACCAGCAUUUCCAGAUCCAACAUAUUCAAUAUCACAGGCGUACAGCUAUAUGCUAAAUGUCUCCCUUAAUUAACCGCAUGCGUGUCUCAAUGCAUCAAACUAAAUAAUUUUCCUCUUUGAAAAUGUUGUUGCAUUGCUGUGCUUCCUCUGAUUUGAUAUUAAGCAUCAUUUCAGGUAACGACUGGGUGUUCUUUUACUCAGUAACGCUCCAUACCAACUAGGCUGUACUCCUUUCGGGCUUCGGGUUAUGCGAUGAAAAGUCUUGCUUUCGCUCGCCGUCUUGCAGCCUGAAUGAGGCUCACGACAUAGAAAAAUAGGAUUUCCUUCUAGAUAUCUUUCUGCAUCUCCGUGCUUCUUCUGACUCAACUCCCCAUUACUGAAGAAGUUAACUUGGAGUGUUUUUCCACCAGUUACAGCAUCCAAAUUGAUGAGAGUCGUCAGCUCAAACUGACUCUAGCUACAUAAGGUGCAUUCAGUGACCAUGGAAAAAUCGGAUUUCUGAGAUUCUGACGAAACCACCACCCCACUUAUUAUUUCUGACCUAACCUUCAGAGCCGGUUGUAUUUCUUAUUUGUCAAAUCCAAUGUGAUAUUUUCUAUUGCUAACUUGAAACCUUGAAAACAGCUAAAGCUCAAAAAUAAUCAACAUGAUCCAGGGCUGCAUCACAAACUAACAACUUGGACUUUAAUGUGUCUGUGCACCAGGCGCUUUUAGUAAACUCCUUCUACUCCCAAUGACCGCCCACCUUGUGCUUGUUAGCCUGUUUACCUUAAACAGCUGAUUACAGGAGGGGGAAGCACCUCUGCCAGCAUUAAAAAGGCACUUGUAGCACAGACUCAACACACUUUACCCCUGCUCUCAUCUUCCCACCUCUGUCAUCAUCUUCAUCUUGGCGCACUUCUCCAGUAAUCUCUGCGCAGUUGUCUGAGGCUGCACUCAGCGGGGGGAGCCGAGAGGAAGAUGUAUUUAUCUCAUUGUAGUCUCACAGACUGGAGCCGUUCGCAGACAUUUUAUCUAACUACUAACCAUAAUGCUCCGCAACAUAAACACCGCAGGACGUUUCUCUGAUAUUAUGACGACAAAGACAUUCUUAGCAUUUUAAAUAUCACAUCCAUAUGGCUCUUUUCCUGGGUUAGUACAACGGGCCAUGCGAGUCAAAUUAGUCGAAGCAGAGCCAUUUGGGGAAUAUUUUACAGUUUAUGUAUGAAGUCAAAGAACGUGUGGUGCAUGAAGUAAAAUGCAUUUUGAAGUCUGUUUUCCAUAACCACGAGUUAGGCAGAAAACUUUAAAUAUGAAGUCAAACAGAACACGUCAGCCACUCUGUUGGUCUGCGACUGAGCUUGUCCAGCACCAGAUGGUGAAAGAAACCUUUUUAGACGCUCCAUGCUUUAUGAUUAAAUUACAGUUAAAUGCACGUUUUGGAUUAGGCAAGUCAUUGGAAUCUAAAAGUGUCUUAUAGGACUUGGUCAGAUCAUCAGAGGUAUGAUCCUCUUCUUUUUUUCUUUUUUUUUUUCUUGUUGUUACACAUGUUUUUAAUUAUUUAAGGAUUCGUGUCCACUAUUUGUGGCAUUAGGGUGCGUGAAUUAAAGAUGACCUGAAACCUGAUGAAGGCCAGUGAGGAUCAUCGGGGUCUUUCCUUCAGUUAUGACUCAGAUGUGAGCAGCUCGCGUUUGUCUGAUGGUUUUAACGCCGGUUGGUUUGUUGUGGUGAACUUGCACUCCCAUACAACUAAAAGCCUCUAUAAAAUGGAAACGUGUAAACCCACGAUGUUUAUACUGACGCUGUUACAUUUUACUUCUGCUAUGCUUCGCAUUACUAAAGACGCACCGGGAUUGUUGUCACUACUUUUUGCUUCUCGUUUAUGAGUAAAAUCAACCUUUUUUUUUAUGUCAUGAUUUGUCUGUAUGUGGAAGACAGUUUUUCAAAUGCGUUCUUACUGCUCUCCAACCCUAAUCAGGUCUAUCAGGCACAUAAUGAAUGUACUGUAUAUUCCCUACAGGACAUGUACAGCAUGUGACGACGCCUUAAUUAUCUACAUAUCAACACUAAAGCUGUAAUAUUGCAAUGUAUUUAUGUAAUUAUUAAAAAUCAACUAUCUUGAGUUUUGAUUUUUCUGAAAACUGUAACAACUUUGAUCCUAAAUAAAGUUGACUUAUGACA